CAAUCGCGACCGUUAGCCGGGGCCGGGCUGACUGACUGACUGCGGUGAGAGAGGAGAAAAUCUGACCGUCCGUGCCGGCUGAUGUGAAAAGUCACGAUACCGCAGUCAAACCACACAACGCCCCAGCACAUGCACAGGCUUGCUAAGGAAAAUAUGAAGUUCCUCAUGUGUAAAAUGGUGAUGGACAUGUUGUGAGUGAGUGGGUAACAUUUGGAGCAUUGUAAACCUCCUCGGAGCUUCGUACCGGGAUAACAAAGGCACCUCCAGGUCUCCGUCCUUUGAGUGGCUUUCUCUUUGCCACCUGUAGUCCUCCGAGGGAUCAGGCUCCUCCCCACCGAACGCUUCCCUGCCAGACGUCUCAGCUUCACCUCUUUCUCACCUCCCCGAGAGGGAGAGAGCAGCAGCCACCAUGGUGCUGUCACAGAGACAAAGAGAUGAACUAAAUCGGGCUAUAGCGGACUAUCUUCGUUCCAAUGGAUACGAGGAAGCCUAUUCUACUUUCAAGAAAGAAGCAGAAUUAGAUAUUAAUGAAGAGGUAGAUAAGAAGUACGCCGGGCUUUUGGAAAAGAAAUGGACCUCUGUUAUUAGAUUACAAAAGAAGGUAAUGGAGUUGGAGUCGAAGCUGAAUGAGGUGAAGGAGGAUAUGACGUAUGGAGGACCUGUUGGUCAGAAGAGAGAUCCAAAGGAGUGGAUCCCCCGUCCCCCAGAGAGAUACGCCCUGAGUGGGCACCGUGCUCCAGUCACUCGGGUCAUAUUUCACCCUGUGUUUUCUGUCAUGGUGACGGCCUCUGAAGAUGCUACCAUCAAGGUGUGGGACUACGAGGCAGGGGACUUUGAACGAACCCUCAAAGGACACACAGACUCUGUGCAGGACAUCUCCUUUGACCACACAGGAAAGCUGCUGGCUUCGUGUUCAGCUGACAUGAGCAUCAAACUUUGGGACUUUCAAGGGUUUGAGUGCAUCCGAACAAUGCAUGGCCACGACCACAAUGUGUCGUCUGUAGCAAUUAUGCCAAAUGGUGACCACAUAGUUUCAGCCUCCAGAGAUAAAACCAUCAAGAUAUGGGAGGUGGCUACAGGGUACUGUGUGAAGACAUUUACAGGCCACAGGGAGUGGGUGAGGAUGGUUCGUCCAAAUCAGGAUGGCUCGUUGAUCGCCAGCUGCUCCAACGACCAGACUGUGCGUGUCUGGGUGGUCGCCUCGAAGGAGUGCAAAGCUGAGUUGCGGGAGCACGAACAUGUGGUAGAGUGCAUCGCCUGGGGCCCUGACAGCGCUCACCCCACCAUCCUGGAAGCUACAGGCUCAGAGAGUAAAAAGAGUGGAAAGCCUGGCCCCUUCCUUCUCUCUGGUUCCAGAGAUAAAACGAUUAAAAUGUGGGACGUCAGCAUCGGUAUCUGCCUUAUGACUCUGGUGGGACAUGACAACUGGGUGCGUGGGAUACUGUUUCAUCCUGGAGGACGAUUCAUUGUGAGCUGUGCUGACGACAAAACAAUCAGGAUCUGGGACUACAAGAACAAACGCUGCAUGAAGACCUUGUCUGCUCAUGAACACUUUGUUACGUCUUUGGAUUUCCACAAGACUGCUCCGUACGUGGUCACAGGCAGUGUGGAUCAGACAGUCAAAGUCUGGGAGUGUCGCUGAGACUGCCACUAUUUCUCAUUCUGCCCUGCUUUCCCCAAUUUUAAGGAUAAAAAAAAAAAAGAUUCCCGAAGCUCCAUCCUAACUGACGCUCCCCAGCUCUUUCCCCCCUUCUGCCCCUCACCUCUUGCACUCCAAAUCAUAGUUGGCCAAUGCGCUUUACCUUUUCCUCGCCCCCUUUCUUCCCUACGUCGAUCCAGCCCCAUAAAGAUGACUAUUGUCCUUUUUGUGUAAAUUAUUCUGGAUGUAGGGUACGCUUAAUAAAUGUCACGCAAUCUCUGACACAUAAACAUACUCAAAAUGAUAAGAAAUCUCUUUGCAUGGUGACUCAAAAAUAAAAAGAAUUCAAUACUGUUAGAUUUACAAAUUUCCAUACUGUUGUCAUGAUUUCCCAUUGGGUCAAAGGGUAAAUGUCUGUGUGCUGGUGCAGAUGGGUUCUGGUUAACUGACAGUGCACUAUAACCAAUGGCGCCUCCUGUUGAGGGGGUUUAGGUUAUGUUUAGUUUUGUUUUUAUUUCACAGCUCAAUUUCUGUGGUCUGUUGCUGCUUUUUUUUUUUGUUUUGAGAAAAUAAGUGAAAAAGAGGAAGUUGAAGGAAAAGAAAUCACGUCAGAAGCAGCUUCUUGGUUUAUUGCAUUAGGUUUAUGUCAUGUGAGUGUGUCUGUAUGUUUCGACAGGAGAAUCUUUGCACCAAAUCUACUCCAGUGGUGUGAUGAGGGCAGGCAAAGCUUCUUGCCACUUUCAUUUCUUCUAACCAACUUGCUUUCAAGUCGACACUCACCUGAUCUUAAUGAUCCAUGAACUGCUCUGAGAGCACAGGCCUAAAACCCGACGCGAAAGUGUGUUUUACAGAGGGAAAAAGUCAGCUCACCUGUUCAUGAAAUGUGUGUGUCCCUCCAGAGAAACGCCCAGUGCCCUCUUACUAUCUCUGCCUUGAUAACCCACCCAGGGCUCUGUCACACAGGAUUUUCAUCCAGCUUUCUGUGGUCUCACUGCUCUCUUUACACACACAUACACUCAGUAAUGCACAUACACGCACAGUAAGAAGUUGUGUAUCAAUAUAUCUGGAUGUCAAUGUUUGCAGCAUAAUGAAAUAAAAUUCUGUAAAUAUA
This is a messenger RNA of Girardinichthys multiradiatus, 2750 nucleotides long. RefSeq names its product lissencephaly-1 homolog A-like. The transcript is spliced from 11 exons. Gene Ontology annotation, molecular function: protein binding. Gene Ontology annotation, cellular component: COPI vesicle coat. Gene Ontology annotation, biological process: retrograde vesicle-mediated transport, Golgi to endoplasmic reticulum; intracellular protein transport; intra-Golgi vesicle-mediated transport. Lineage: Eukaryota; Metazoa; Chordata; Actinopteri; Cyprinodontiformes; Goodeidae. The coding region runs from base 410 to 1642 and encodes 410 amino acids. The record is from RefSeq and is a predicted model, not a curated record.